This is a messenger RNA of Protopterus annectens (West African lungfish), 2240 nucleotides long. RefSeq names its product angiotensin II receptor type 1 (gene AGTR1). Gene Ontology annotation, biological process: immune response; regulation of vasoconstriction; G protein-coupled receptor signaling pathway. Lineage: Eukaryota; Metazoa; Chordata; Ceratodontiformes; Protopteridae. The record is from RefSeq and is a predicted model, not a curated record. Gene Ontology annotation, cellular component: membrane. The coding region runs from base 530 to 1579 and encodes 349 amino acids. Gene Ontology annotation, molecular function: angiotensin type II receptor activity. The transcript has 3 exons.
GUCACUACAUUAGGACAUCAACCUAUAAAAAGUCAAUUUUACAUGCAGGGUGACAGAUUUCAAACUGCUCCUCCAAGAAAGGAAGAUGAGGGGCGCUGCAGUGAAUACCUUCUGUGGGAGCUACACUUCCCAGUAUAAAUGAACGUUGCAGGAUCCCUUUUAGAUGUGCACUGAUUGUCUUGCUGCCUUCUUACCUUCAUGUAUAAAGGGACAAGUUAUCUGAAAGAAGACACGUUUGUCUGUUACUUAGUAGAAACAUUAACUUAACUGAUGCCUCUCCUUUGUUCAGAAAUGUGUGAAGACAGAUGACUUCCAGAUGAAGAUGCAGUGAAGCAAACCAGGAUAAACAAAGUACGGUACAAGCCUUUCUGCCUUGAGGAGAAAAUAUUGCCAGAGGCAGUUACAACUUCUCAAUGAAAAUACUUUUGGAAGUGAAACACUACUGAAGCUCGUGAUAAACUGUGAUGAAAAUAUUAUCCGUGCACCAACAUCUUGUGAAACUAUAGUUUGAAAUCAAAGAAAAAGAAAGAUGGAAAAUAACAAAUCACAGAAUACAACCAUUUGCCCCAGUGCAAGAAACUCUCUUUAUGUAUUUACCAUGAUUCCUAUUGUUUACACUAUCAUCUUUGUUAUAGGGAUUCUGGGUAAUAUUGUGGUAGUGAUAGUUAUUUACAUCUACAUGAAGCUAAAAACAGUUGCAAGCAUAUUUUUAUUUAAUCUGGCACUAGCUGACAUGACUUUUCUUAUAACACUUCCUCUUUGGGCUGCCAGUACUGCUAUGGAAUACCAUUGGCCUUUUGGGAUUGCAUUAUGCAAAUUAACAGCUGGAAUAGUUACUCUCAACUUGUAUGCAAGUAUUUUUUUGCUCACUUGCCUUAGCAUUGAUCGCUAUGUGGCCAUUGUCCAUCCUAUGACAUCCCGUCAAAGGCGUACUUUGGUUUUUGCAAGAUUAAUUUGUAUCAUCAUCUGGGUGCUUGCUACAGUGAUUAGUAUACCUACCAUGUGUAGGCGCAAUGUUAUUAACAAUCACAAUGUGACAUUAUGUGGCUUUGAUCAUAUUGAAACUUCAUUCUUAGUUGGAAUGGGGCUGACAAAAAACAUUCUGGGGUUCUUAAUUCCUUUUAUGAUCAUUCUGUUCUGCUAUUGUCUCAUUGCAAAGACUCUCUUGCAGGCCUAUGAUAUCCAACAAAACAGAUCUAGAAAUGAUGAAGUUCUCAAGAUGCUAAUGGCUGUUGUGGCUGCAUUUUUUCUUUGUUGGAUUCCGCAUCAAGUCUUGACCUUCUUGUAUGUUCUGAUUCAUAAAAAAGUGAUCCAAGACUGCCAUAUUAUAGAUACCAUCGACAUAGCAAUGCCCUUCACCAUUUGCAUUGCUUAUUUCAACAGCUGCCUUAACCCUGUGCUUUAUGGUUAUGUGGGCAAGAAUUUCAGGCGCCAUGUUAUGCAUCUGCUGAAAUGUGCUCCUUCAGGAAUCAGAUCUCACCCAGUUUUGACUACAAAAAUGAGCUCUCUUUCUCUCCGUACUUCUGAGACCUUGUUUGCAACAGCAAAACGGACUAUAAAUGCAUAUGAACUCAAUUAAAAUAAAUUUAGGACUUUACUUACAGAUGGAUAAAGUCAAAUCUGACAUUUAGAAAUAUAUCGACUGCCUGCUAAUGUGAUAACCAGAGUGAAUAAAUGGUACACAGUACUAAGAACAUUGCAUUCCUUUGUAGCAGUAAAACUCUGUGUGACAAAGACUUGUGUUUAAAGUGUCCAGAAUGUUCUUCUGUAUAUUAUAAGCAGAAGAAAACAAAGCCACCUCUAUGAGUGGUAGUUCACCAGAUGUUAUAUAUUAUAUCAGCUAAUAUUUUGCAGUCUGUUCAGUGAAAUAUUUUUAUUAUCAGUAAUAUGCACAUGUUAUUUGUAUAAAGGAAGAAGAAGACAUUCUAGGAUCUGAUUAGAUUUGUAUGCAGUUAUACACGUGCAUACGUUUACUGAUCAAGAUUUUAUACAAUUAUGUUAUUGUAAUAUAUAAUCUCAUAACCAACGCCAAGAAAAAAUUUAAUUUCUUCAGGAACUGGUUUUGCUAGAUGCUGGGCCUUUUGUAAAUCAGUCUUGAGUUUUAGAUGUAACAGUUCUUGAAGUGUGCAUGUUUAUGCUAUCUAGUUAACCACAGCGACACAUUCCAUCCAAAAAUGUUUUCACUUGUUCAUCAUGGAAUUCUGUGUGUAAGAAUCAAAAAAUAAAACGACAUGCAGAGA